This is a messenger RNA of Triplophysa rosa, 2219 nucleotides long. It is a transcript of the gene ficd, whose product is annotated as FIC domain protein adenylyltransferase. NCBI's taxonomy places the organism in Eukaryota, Metazoa, Chordata, Actinopteri, Cypriniformes, Nemacheilidae. The transcript is spliced from 3 exons. Bases 288 to 1637 code for a protein of 449 amino acids. Gene Ontology annotation, molecular function: protein binding. The record is from RefSeq and is a predicted model, not a curated record.
UGCGGAAGUUGACGUUUCAUACGGCAGAUAAGCGGUGUAUUCCUUUUCAUUUCUCUUAUUUAUAAUGAAAUUGAAGAUAAUUACAACAAAACCGGUCAGUUUGAACUUUUUUUAAAAAUGUUGUUGUUUUAGUGACAGAUUUUGUUCUGAGGUUUUUGGCCGGUUUUGUCCUCAUGAUGUCAUAACUUCAGAACAGCUGUAAUCCAGAGCGGUUUAUGUGUGUUCAACUAGCAGUCUCAUGCUAGAAUGUCAGCAAUGUGGCCUGAGAAAGCUGGAUAUCUUGAUUGAUGGCAGCAUUGGCAGUGUUGCGUCAUGCCAGCAGCAGUCCUCUGCUGUGGGGCUGGACUCCCGUCUUGUUUGCUCUCCUGGGCUCAGUAUUUGUCCUGCUGCUGCCUUUAGCAGGCAUAGAGGAGCAAUGCUGUGCCACUCUGAAGGGCAUCGCUCUCCUGCGAUGCCAGCUGUGGGGGGGUGUCCAGCGACCUACGGUUCACACGACCAGCCUGACGGUCCUGUUCACAGAACUAGAUCUACUGCCACAAAAAGUCAAGCCCAGUAAAGAGAGUCAGUUGGAGGCGAAGGCGGCUCUUCAGCAGGCUCUGGAGAUGAAGAAGCAGGGGAAGAGGGAGAAAGCUCACAAGCUGCUCGUUCACGCUCUCAAAAUGAACCCUGAAUUUGUGGAAGCUCUCACCGAAUUGGGAACCAUUCUGGAGGAAGAAAAGGACGUUGUCCAAGCAGAUCACCUCUACACCAAAGCUCUCGCCAUCUCGCCUUGCAACGAGAAAGCUUUGGUGAGCAGGGACCGCACCCUUCCCUUAGUAGAGGAAAUAGAUCAGCGAUACUUUGGAAUCAUAGAUGGAAAGGUACGACGUCUCAUGUCUAUACCGAAGGGCAACUCUGCCUUGUGCCGUGUGAUGGAGGAAACCUACUACCAUCACAUUUAUCAUACGGUUGCCAUAGAAGGCAACACGCUCACACUGUCAGAGAUUCGCCAUAUUAUAGAAACCAGAUACGCUGUACCAGGUAAGAGCCUUCAAGAACAGAAUGAGGUGAUUGGUGUGGAUGCCGCCAUGAAGUACAUCAACACCACCCUUCUGUCCCGUGCCAAGGACAUCACCGUAGAUGAUAUCUUAGAGAUACAUCGGCGGGUUCUGGGCUACGUCGACCCCAUCGAAGCCGGGCGAUUCCGGACUACCCAGGUGUUUGUGGGGCAUCACAUUCCACCUCACCCACAUGACCUAGAUAAACACAUGCAGGAACUGGUGCAGUGGUUGAACUCAGAAGAGACGUUACAUCUGCACCCUGUGGAGUUCUCAGCUCUGGCGCACUAUAAACUGGUUUACGUGCAUCCGUUCGUGGACGGGAAUGGACGGACGUCUCGACUACUUAUGAAUUUGAUCCUAAUGCAAGCCAGUUAUCCGCCAAUCACCAUUCGUAAGGAACAGAGGGCGGAGUAUUACACUGCAUUGGAUACAGCCAACGAGGGUGAUGUCCGGCCCUUUAUUCGAUUUAUCGCAAAAUGCACAGAAAUUACACUGGAUACUCUACUGAUAGCCACGACGGAGCAUGCAGUUGGGCUGCCCGGUGCUAGCAAUCACGCAUGCCCGGACUGUAAACAAACCAUACCUGCUCACAGCUGAGAAAUUCUAUUUUAGUUUGUGGGAAAAAAAUCACACGUGUAUUUUAUGUGCCAUAUAGGGACCAUGUGGGCUGCAGGAUGAUUCUCUAUUCAAAUCAUCUGUUUAAUGUAUUACUGUUGGUUUUUGAUGAUGUGUAGCCACAUUAAAGACUGUGUUUUAUCCUCAACGUUUUAAGUAACAAAUGAAGGAAAAGUUGAAUAGCUGUAAGUGUGAAAAGCCUGGUGAACAGUGCGUUGGACAUACCUUAAAGUGUUUGUUCUUCUGUGCGCACAAGUGCAUUUAUAUUAUUCAUGUACUUCUAAUUUCUUUAGUAGCUUGCUUUUAUUCAAAAAUCAAAACUUGAAGUGAAAAAUAUGCCGACAGCUCUAAAAUCUCUAUUUAGUAUGAGUCAUUUUCUGAUUUGAUGAAUCGGAUAAAUGAUGAAUUUGUUCUCCUCUUGGCAUGAUUAUUCAUAUCUGUGAAUAUGUAUGUAUAUGUAGCUUAAUUUACAGAAAAGAAAACGUGACAUUGUCAGAAUUUUGAUCUGUGUGAAUAAUAGCUAUUUGCAAACUUUUCAAUCAUUACAAUUAUUCUUAUCUCUGA